This is a messenger RNA of Actinia tenebrosa (Australian red waratah sea anemone), 1102 nucleotides long. RefSeq lists its product as uncharacterized. The record is from RefSeq and is a predicted model, not a curated record. NCBI's taxonomy places the organism in Eukaryota, Metazoa, Cnidaria, Anthozoa, Actiniaria, Actiniidae.
GUCGCAGAACCAUCACUUUGGUCCUCUGAUUUACGCUUUUGUUCUAGAAAAAAAUGUGCCCGAUUAAAUGACUUGGUCUCGAAUGAAGGCAGUCUACGAAUACUGACAGGACGUAAGCUUACAAAACUAUGGCUGCAGAAUCGCUAGGAGGAUUUCUUUAUGGCUAUAAGAAAGGUCAGAUCCAUCCCACGAAAAGCGAAGUAGUUUGGGUAAAUAAACGCUACAAUCCAACGGAUCUAAGAAGCAGUGCUCCAGUCCCGCGAUCAAAGUUCGUCUUAGAACAAAAGCCUAGUAGAGAAAGCGCCAUUCCAUCACACUGGAAAAAAGAUGUCGAACCUUCUCUGAAGACUUUCUCCCGAUAUUUCGAGGAAGAGAAAUGGUAUCCCUCAACCCAAGCAACAAGGUGUGAAGAGUGGUCCACACUUCGUCAGAUCUUACCUUCUAGAGGAAUCCCAAACAGAGUCAUCGCUCCAAGAUGGGGAACUGAGAUGCCAACAGAUUCGAAAUUCAAGCAUUUAACAGAGAAAAAGUUUCCCCAUAUUAACAGCCCAAUGACUCGGGGUGUAGAUGAUAUGCACUUGACCAACAGGCUGUUCAAACUUCACUGAGAAAACUGAAGAAACUUGAAUAUGAUUAUCCAAUUAAUGGUGUGAAAACUCGUUUUAAGUCGAUUUUACGGAAAGAACACAAUUUAUUACAUUGUUUUGGCUUAUAUAUAGACAUGGUGCAUAGAAGGAAUAGCCACUGGAGGGGUACUCUAGGAGGACUAUUGAUGGCAAGAAUGUGUGUUCACCUAGAGACACUUGGGAGAGGGAAAGGGAAACUUACAAACCAUUUUAAAAUGUUGGCACACAACCUCCCCUCUGCACAGUAACAGAUCAACACAAUAAUAGUUUUUACAAUAUUUUUAUUUUUGUUAAACCAAAUAUCGCUUCUCAACCCAACUGGAAAGACAAGUCAAUUGACAGUUUUAUUUUUAUCAGCUAACACUGUUCAAGUAAGUCUUUUGGCAUCAUGAAUAUUGUCUGGAAAGUGAGACCAUUGCAGUUGCAAUGACUAAUUAGUUACUAAUUAUGUUACUUCAAUAAAAUUUAUUAUCAGA